AUGUCCAAUGUGCAAGUGGCUGUACGAUGUCGAGGUAGAAAUCAAUUAGAAAUCUCCGCAAAGUCCCAAAUUGUCGUGGAAUUGGCCGAUGACAACUAUUCAAUCACAGAACCAUACGUCACAUUAACUCAUUCCCCAACUUCUACCCCAACUUCAACAUCUUUGGGAGGAUCAAGUGCAAUCAAUAAAUCUUUUCAAAGUAAUUCAACAGAUGCAGCGAAAAAGACAUACAAAUUUGACCAAAUAUAUGGUUCUCAAGCUGAUCAGUGCCUCAUAUACUCAAAACUCGCACAGCCAUUGCUCAAAGACUUCUUGAAUGGUUUAAAUGUAACGAUUUUAGCUUAUGGCCAAACAGGCACAGGUAAAACAUAUACUAUGUGCGGAGAUUGUGAUCUUGAUAUCGAGUUUAAUUUCGAUUCCGAUUCCGAUUUUGAAAAAAAUGCUAUUGUUAUGCCCGAGAAUGCAGGGAUUAUUCCUAGAUUACUUUGGGAGCUUUUUGGAAAAUUGACUUUCGAGCAUACCGAUUUUAUGGUGAGGAUAUCGUAUUUGGAAAUUUACAAGGAAGAACUAAUUGACUUACUACUGCAACAGACGAAAAAAUUAAGGAUUAUUGAACAGCUUGUCUCUAGCGCUACAAAACAAACGGGAAACCCAUCCAACCGCAAAAAAGUAUUUGUCCAAAACUUGACUGAAAGUUGUGUUAAUAACUACCAAGAAGCAAUACAAGCAUACAAAAUGGCACAAGCCCGAAGGAAAACCUCAGCAACAAACAUGAAUGACAAAUCGUCUCGGUCACAUGCUAUAUUCGGGAUUCAACUAUACAAAAAAGAUCCUCGCAAUGAUGUUGUGUACAAAGUAUCCAAGAUGAACUUGGUGGAUUUGGCCGGCUCUGAAAAUAUUAGUCGCUCAGGGUCCAUGGUGAAAGAAGCAGGUGGUAUCAAUCAAUCACUCUUAACAUUGGGUAGGGUGAUUAAUGCAUUAAACGAUAGCAGUGGCAAACGAAGUUCUCAACAUAUUCCAUUUAGAGACUCGAAACUCACACAUAUCCUACAAGAGUCACUAGGCGGAAACACAAAAACUACACUUAUUGCUACAAUAUCCCCCGCGCACAUUAAUAGUAUGGAGACAUGUUCGACCCUCGAUUACGCAGCAAAAGCCAAAAAUAUAAAAAACACACCGCAAAACGGUCAUGACUCUGAUACUGUUCUAAAGAGGACCUUGCUCAAAAACAUGUCAAUUGAAAUAAGUCAGCUCAACCUGGAAUUAGAGGCAACAAGAAACAAGAAUGGUAUUUUUUUGGAAAAGAACCGCUACUAUGAUUUGCAUCAAGAACUAGAUUCGUUGAGAAACCAAUUAAGAGAAAAGGAUUUGGCCAUUGAGCUGCUUACUUCGAAAUGUAAUAACUUGACCCAACUGAAUCUUGAGAAAACCUCAGAAGUCAAAUUGAUAAUGACAGAAGUGGAAAAUCAAAAAAAAGAGUUGAGUCAAUUGCAAAAUUCUAAUGAUGCACUCGUUGAGCUGAACAAGAAACAAAAGGAAGAUCUUGCACAUUAUCAAAGUUUGUUGCAUACAAUAAAAAACCAAUACUAUGAGCUCUCGCAUCUGCAGAUGUCUAAUUUUAUUAAGUAUGUGAAGAAGUCCCGGUCUGUAUUCAAGAAGUAUUUUCCUGCUUACUCAACGACUAGUGGUGUUGAAGAAGAGGUUGAAUCCGACAUUGAAAGAUUGAAAAAGAAACUAUACGAAAAUUUCAACGCUCUGGCGAACUUUGACGAAAAAAACUUCCGCAUAACUUAUAACGAUGUUCCUGUUGCGGAGUUCAUUAAUCGAUGCAUUGAAAUGCAGGAUACAACUUUGAGUAAGGUGCAGCAUAAGAUGAGAGCUAUGGAAAACACCGGCAAUGAAGUUCUAAAUCAAUUAAGGAAUCACGUAGAUUUAGACCGAAGCGAAUUAAUACGCAAAAAGCGCUCGAAUGUGCUUCUAAAGAACUUCGCAGGCUUGAAGGACCUGCUUAAAUUAUCGAUAGAUAGACAGGUGGAGGAGCAGCUAAAAAAAAUGACAUGCCAAACAGAUCUUCUUCACAAGGAAGAUCUUGAUUUACAACAACAGGUGCUUGAAAAUUUUGAAAAGAAAUGGAAACAAGGGUCUUUAGGAUCAGCUUUAAAUGAAAGCGAGAUCAAUAAAAGUACAACGGGAGCAUCGGAGACACUACAAUUUCGAAAUCAAAAUCAAACUCAAUAUCAAGAACAAUGUCGAGAUCGAGAUCGAGAUAUAGAUUAUGGUCAAGACAUAAGCAAAAGCACGAGAACAGACAGAAACCACCAUCAUCAACAUCGAAUGCAACAGUCGCCGAUCAAUACAAGGCGACGGACAAUGUCAAUAUCGCCCCAGAAAUCGAAAAUCCCAACUAUGAAAAGGCUGGCGAGCACUUUGCUUGAUGACCAGACAAAGCGACAAAAAGUACCUAGUAGCUAA
Lodderomyces elongisporus is the source of this 2472-nucleotide messenger RNA. It is a transcript of the gene KIP1, whose product is annotated as Kip1p. Gene Ontology annotation, biological process: spindle elongation; mitotic spindle assembly; microtubule-based movement. The record is from RefSeq and is a predicted model, not a curated record. Gene Ontology annotation, molecular function: microtubule binding; ATP binding; plus-end-directed microtubule motor activity. NCBI's taxonomy places the organism in Eukaryota, Fungi, Ascomycota, Pichiomycetes, Serinales, Debaryomycetaceae. Bases 1 to 2472 code for a protein of 823 amino acids. Gene Ontology annotation, cellular component: mitotic spindle; spindle microtubule; nucleus. The transcript has a single exon.